AUGAUGUUAGUUUUACGCCGUGGGCUGUCUACAGCUAUUUCCUAUGCUGCCAAACCUUUACUUAGUGUUGAUCUUAAUCGACCAGCCACAAAUCAAUUAAUUCCUCUUCAUAAUCGUUGGCAUCCCGAUAUUCCAAGUGUUGUAUCGGUUCGUCAAGGUGACGUUUUUCGUGUUGAAUGUGUUGAUUGGACUGGAGGACAAAUUGGCAAUAAUGAUACAGCUGAUGAUGUGAAAAAUGUUGAUUUAACACGUAUUCAUUAUUUAUCAGGUCCAAUCGAAGUUGAAGGUGCUCGCCCUGGUGAUGUUCUUGCCGUUGAUAUACUUGAUGUAGGUCCUCUUUCAUCAGCUAUGUGGGGUUUUACAGGAAUAUUUGAUAAAAAUAACGGAGGAGGAUUUCUAGCUGAUGUUUAUCCUAAUGCACAUAAAGCUAUUUGGGAUUUCAGUGGAAUUUAUGCAACAAGUCGACAUAUAAAAAACGUUCGAUUUGCUGGAUUGACUCAUCCAGGUAUUAUUGGUUGCGCUCCAUCCCAUGAACUUUUAUCUAGAUGGAAUACACGUGAACGAGAUUUAAUUAAUCGAUGUACACAUUCACAUCAUCAAUAUAAUGUUCUUGCAAAUCUACCUAAUGAAAAAGGUGCUCUAUUGGGUCGAUUAAAAUUUGAAGAAAACAAAGAGAAAUGGCAAAAAGUUGCUAACGAAGGAGCUCGAACGAUUCCACCUCGUGAACAUGGCGGUAAUACUGAUAUUAAAAAUAUAUCACGAGGUUCACGCGUUUAUUUACCUGUUUAUGUCAAUGGAGCAAAAUUAAGCUUAGGUGAUAUUCAUUUUUCACAGGGUGAUGGAGAAAUUGCAUUUUGUGGUGCUAUUGAAAUGAGUGGUUAUGUUGAUUUACAUCUAGAUAUUAUCAAAGAUGGUAUGUCACGUUUAUCAAUAAAUAGCCCAUUGAUUCAGCCUGGUCCUGUUGAACCUCGUUAUUCAAAUUAUUUAACAUUUCAAGGAAUAUCAGUUAAUGAUAAAGACAAACAACAUUUUCUUGAUGCAACAUUAGCUUAUCGUCAAGCAUGCUUUUCAGCUAUUCGAUAUUUAAAACGUUUUGGUUAUACAGAAGAACAAUUAUAUUGUUUAUUAUCAGCUGCACCUGUUGAAGGACGUAUUGGAUCGAUUGUUGAUAUUCCUAAUGCAUGUUGUACACUUUCUUUACCUAUUGAUAUUUUUUCAUUUGAUAUAAGACCAGAAACAGUUGAGCAAAAUAAUCAAAAUAUUUCUCGAGGACAAUUGGCUAAAACAACAUUUUAG
Rotaria socialis is the source of this 1296-nucleotide messenger RNA. The record is from the annotation of a GenBank genome assembly. NCBI's taxonomy places the organism in Eukaryota, Metazoa, Rotifera, Eurotatoria, Philodinida, Philodinidae.